Molecule: messenger RNA, 2987 nt
Organism: Phycodurus eques (leafy seadragon)
Lineage: Eukaryota; Metazoa; Chordata; Actinopteri; Syngnathiformes; Syngnathidae
Gene: pfdn6
Product: prefoldin subunit 6
Exons: 4
Coding region: 120-500 (126 amino acids)
Biological process (GO): protein folding; chaperone-mediated protein complex assembly
Cellular component (GO): cytoplasm; prefoldin complex
Molecular function (GO): protein-folding chaperone binding
Source: RefSeq, a predicted model, not a curated record
CAUCCGGCCCCUGCCAUCACCUUUUCCGGUACUGACUACAUUAACAAACCACUUCUUUGUUCUCUGCAAUAUUGACUAAACAAACUGACCAUUUGUUGUUAUAUAAACAAAAGACCAACAUGGCAGAGGUCAUUCAAAAGAAACUAAACACCGAGUUGGAAAAAUAUACUCAGAUGCAAAAAGAUGUCAGCAAGAGCAUGGCAGCCCGACAGAAGCUGGAGACGCAGCUCGCAGAGAAUAAUAUCGUCAAAGAGGAGCUAGAUAUACUUGACUGUGCUAACACGGUAUACAAAUUGAUUGGCCCUGUUUUGGUAAAACAAGACUUGGACGAGGCCAAAGCGACUGUGACAAAAAGGCUGGAAUACAUCAACGGAGAGAUUCAGCGGUAUGACACGCUCCUGAAAGACUUGGAGAAGAAGUCCGACCAGCACCGACAGCUUUUGUCCAGUUUACAGCAGGAGUUUCAGAAAGCACAAGGCCUCGCUGUCGGGAAAAUCUGACCAAGUGAAGAUCGAUGCAGCAAAACACAUAGACACACCCACACUUCACAGAGGUGGAAGAUGCCAUUGAAAUCCACCUGCAAAUGUCGUUCAUCUGCAGCUUUACUGUUGCAACUUACUGUUUGUAACUAAUAAACUCCCCCAACUCCCCCCCCCCCCCAUGAAACUGAUUCAACAGCUUGUCUAGAUUGCUGUCAAGUGAUGGCGGUCCACAGUGCCAAUGCUGCCUUAGAAAAUUUUGAAUUAGAAAUUUAGUAUGACAAAAGGAUGGUCAAGUGUUGAGCCUGCACUCUUCAAAAACGACACUGUGUGACUUUCAGGGUGCAAUGGAUGGGAUUGGAACCAGCUUGUGAUGAACAUAAAUGAAUUUGGAAAAAAAAGUGGUCAAUUAAAGGUGUGGGGUGACGAGACAACAUGCACUGUAUAAAACAUCCAUACUACACACUUGUCAGUAGCUAUUUGAAUACAAAUCCAUCCGCCCAACUUUGUCAACUUUGCGAGAAGGAUUUUGCUGACAUUUACUUUGACUUCCCCAAAAAUAUGGUCCAGAAAAAGUAGAAGUGUAGGAUCAUCUAAUUAAUCCUGAAAGUGUACAUGAGGAUUAACGUAACGUGUCACAGUCAUGAAAAUCACUUGGGGGCUAUAAAUAGUAAAAAGACAAACUUAAGUAUGCCAGUAACUCUGCGUGCCAUAUUGUGAUGAUGUGCAAAGAGUUCAAUUGCGACCGAUUGGAUAAAGUACUCACCCCUGUUUAAAAUGCCAGAUUUUCAGAUCUCCAAUUUAUUUAUUAUUACUGUUUAAGGACCUAUUCUGUCUUUAUGUGAACCAUCUUCUAAUCGACUAAAGGGAAACGUCUGUGUUUGAAAUAAAAAUAAAUCGUUGUUUUGUCAAAGCGCAUUUGCUUUAAUGACGACAAUCAGUUUUGGGAUAAGAAGUUAUUGGUGUUCACGCUUUCAAAAUUGGGCUAAUUGCAGAAGCCUUCCAAAUAUGUCAAAUUGUAAAAGUGUUUCUUUUUAGGUUUUGGGUUGUGGCCGGACCAUUCCAAAUAUUUAGAUUUCGUCUGGCGAAGCCGUUCUUCUGUUUACUUAGACCAACUUUGGUAUCAGGAUCCACUGUGAUUCGGCUCUUUUACAACUAAAGAGUGGGUCACGUGAUUGAAGAAACCCUUUUUUCUUUUUCUUUCUUUCUUUUCUUCUGCGAGAACGUGACGUUUUAGACGCGCAGCUGCCACAAUAACGCCACGCAGUAAACUGGAAGGGAGGAUUGUUCUCGAAGCACGAGGGGUGUUUUGUUGUCACGCCGGCAGUGUGAAGUUGACCCUUGGUGCGCACGAGCCUCCGCGGUCUGGCGCGUGGGUGUGAGCGAUCCCACGCUGCCAUUUGACACGCCACCGACCGAAUGUUUUGAAAAAUAACAGUACCGUAUGUCACGGACGUCUUCACCAAUAUGCCAUUUAGGAUUUAAAUUAUUACGCGCGGAUCAUUUGUACUUUAUAGGCUAGAUUAAAUGUAAACGGAUUAAACUGCGCCAAAUAACCACAAAGCAAUUGCAUCUUUUUCGUUUUUAACGAUAUACCCUUGUUAAACGGACGUCGCCCAAACUGAGCCAACUAAUCCUCCUGUGCGUUCUUACGCAGACAAGAAAUGAUGUUUAAUCUGUUUUUUUUUGUUGGUUUUUUUUGGGAGGCAGAUGCCCCUCAAAGAACGGCUAAUCUCAUUCUUACCAUUGAUGCGCCUUUCCUGCGAGAGGUUUAAUCCGUAAACUGCAAAAGAAUCCUGGCCAUGCGAUCAACCCAGCGGGACUAACACCUCCAUUCAGAGAAGCACACUGCAAGGAAAUUGUGCUUUUCAAGUUAGCAGCCUUCCUGCGACACAAACACAUCACGCUAUUUCAUGCGUUUUCACAUUAACUUCAAUCAAAAAUCUUUUAUUUAAACGUUGAUCUUCAAUUGCAUUACCUGUGUACCCAUAAUUCAUACAAAUAUGCUUUAUUUCUACUAAAUAUUUAUUUAUUUCAAUACAUGUGAAACUCAUUUUCACAGAGCCAACUCUUUAAUGAUUUCUUCGUGGCGUUUUGAUGAUUAUAAAUUGACAGCUAAGGAAAACCCCAAAUGCAUCCGUCUCGAGAAAUUACUAUAAGGAAACAAUCAAAAAAAGAAAUUAUGUAGCAAUUCCUCCUCUGAAAAGUAUUUUCCCUUGUGUUUGAUGACUCUGUAUAAUAUAGACCUUCAGUUGUUGAAUUGAAUUACUAAAUAAAUGAACUUUUCGAAGAUACUAGAAUUUAUUGAGAUGCUCGUGGGUGCAUUUAUUCCCCCCCCCCCCAGCAACUCCUUGUGCUUUCCAUUCUCGUCGAACGCUGAGAGAAGACCCUCCACUUACCUGGGAUGGUCAGUAUGGAUGACACAUUAAAGUGCACAUUGUAAUGUUGAUCUCACCAUCCUUUCAUCUUUGAAAACAAAACGACAGUGGCCGUGAACACAUGUAGUGC